This is a messenger RNA of Haplochromis burtoni (Burton's mouthbrooder), 2053 nucleotides long. RefSeq names its product LIM/homeobox protein Lhx8. Gene Ontology annotation, biological process: regulation of transcription by RNA polymerase II; neuron differentiation; forebrain neuron development. Bases 531 to 1574 code for a protein of 347 amino acids. Gene Ontology annotation, cellular component: nucleus. The transcript has 8 exons. Lineage: Eukaryota; Metazoa; Chordata; Actinopteri; Cichliformes; Cichlidae. The record is from RefSeq and is a predicted model, not a curated record. Gene Ontology annotation, molecular function: RNA polymerase II transcription regulatory region sequence-specific DNA binding; DNA-binding transcription factor activity, RNA polymerase II-specific.
AAAAUAUAAAUAUUUAUUCAUGCAGACGUUAGCAAUAUAAAUACAAAAUAAAGACGGGCACCUCCACGUUUCAUAUUUUCGUAGCCUACGCCAUGUAGCUACACUUUCAAAAAUGUAAUAGAAAGGGGGGGAAGCCUGAUUUGUGACCUGACUCUGGAAGACUGUAGCCAAGUGCAGACUGUAGCGUGACAAGCAUACAGUGGUCUUUAGCCUGUGCACGUGCGUUACUAAACACACAAUUAGUCAGAAUUAAAUUCAGCUGUGCGCGAGGCCGCUCUACAUGCGGUCCCACGAGCUGCUAAUUGAACAUAUACGUCCUCUUUUCCCCACAAUGCUAAUAGAAUAUUUUAAGUCAUGUGUGGGUUCCGUAAUAAAAAUAAUAUUUAGCUAGACACCAUGACUGGACCCAUGUCUACUUAAAUAAAAUAAAUGCACACUCAUACCUAUAGAAAGCGAAGGCUAAUCUCGAUGGUUGUCAUAUGAGGACGACAUAACUUUUACUAGUCAGGCUAGUGCGUCACUCCAGACUUAUGGCUGACACCAUGUCAGAAGAAGAAACGCCAUCGACGGAGGUUGUUUUCACUCAGCUACAACAAGGACAUAUUUAUAGCGACACAGGCUCCUCUGGUCCCGAUGAUAUUUUUGAUGAGGACUCUUACUCUCCGUCCUCCCUCUCCUCGUCCUCUUCGUCUGCGGUCCCCACCGAGGUCUGUGUGCAGGGGAAACCGGUGUGCACCUCCUGCGGCCUGGAGAUAGUGGACAGAUACCUCCUGAAGGUCAAUAAUCUGUGCUGGCACGUGCGCUGCCUCUCAUGCAGUGUGUGUAAGACUUCACUGGGCCGACACGUGAGCUGUUACAUCAGAGACAAAGAGGUUUUCUGCAAACUCGACUACUUCAGGCGGUAUGGGACUCGCUGUGCCCGUUGUGGGCGUAACAUCCAUUCUAGUGACUGGGUGCGUCGGGCGAGAGGUAGCACCUUCCACCUGGCUUGUUUCUCCUGCACCUCGUGUAAACGCCAGCUUUCUACAGGGGAAGAAUGCGGACUUCUGGAGAAUCGAAUCUUCUGCCGGCCACACUAUGAUAUUAUGAUGGAGAAUCUCAAACGAGCCAAGGAAAACAAACAACCAAAAAAUGAAGAGAUGGCAGACAAAGAUGACCUUAGCAUUUUGCCCAAGCCAGCUAAGAGGGCCAGGACCAGCUUCACUGUGGACCAGUUACAGGUGAUGCAGACCCAGUUUGCUAAAGAUAACAACCCAGAUGCACAGACGCUGCAGAAGCUGGCAGAGAGAACUGGACUCAGCCGCAGGGUUAUUCAGGUUUGGUUUCAGAACUGCCGAGCUCGUCAAAAGAAGCACAUUAACCCAAAUCCUGCCCAGUCAACAAUGAUGACAUCACUUGCUCCUGGUCAGCUGUCUCCACCGUUGAUGGAUGAUCUCCAGUAUACCACCUAUAUUUCUCCAGAUGCACCUCUCCUCACCACACUGACCUAUAUGGAUGUCCAAACUCCAGACCCACUUCUGCUGCAGCCACACAUGUCCCAUUCACUGACACAACUGCCAGUCAGCCAUGCCUAAGCUUCAACCUGCUGCCUGAAAAAUAAAGCCACUGGUUCCUUCAUGGUUGGAUGAUGAGCAAAUAAUAGAGAGUGAGAGGAGUUGGUUUAAAAUGAAUUCGUAAGGACUGGAUGGGUUAAAUUCAUUGUCCAGCAUAUGAAGAGUACUGAAUUUACACUGCUGCCUAAUGUAAGCAGACACUUCAUCAGCUCAAGUUACUGCAUUAAUUUCAUGAAAUGAAAUGGAUGAGAAUUAAUGUGAAAACUGAUGUUUGUAAGAUGAGACUUUUGUUAAUGUGUUAAAUUUAAUUUAUUUGAAGGAUUUGAUGAGAUAAAGCACUUUGUUUGAAAAUGAUGUAAAAUUGCUUGUUUGCUUUUUUUUUUUUUUUUUUUUUUUUUGCUUAAUUUUUUAGUUAAGGUUAAAGAACUGGGGAUGGGAUUUAAAAUGCUUUUUGCCCUGUCUUAUGACUACUAGAAAAGUCAGGAUUGAGUUACACUACU